AUGAGUGUUGUCUACGAGACAAGAAACCCUCUUCCAACCAGCGCUUAUGUCUCUCCCGAGGACAACCGUGAUCCAAAGGUCACGGCGUUCAAUCACUUGAACCCAAAUGGCGAUCCAACACUCAUUCCGUCUUCUUCGCCCACUCCAUCAGCAAGUAGUCUGGCACCCACCACCCCGCCUAACCAUUAUUCAUCUCCUCCUGCUGUUCCGGAUACUAAGACCGGAACUCCGAAAAACACCCAACCCCGCAUGAAGCCUAUCCCGAAACCCCAGCGACAAGUCGUUAAGAAUCGCGAUGGUAAGUUUAUAUGCACUUGGAACGGCUGCAAUGCUCUUACCAAGGAGUUUUCUCGCAAAUGCGAGUGGAACAAGCAUAUGGAUAAGCAUGAACGUCCGUACAAGUGUCUCGCUGUUGGCUGUGAGAACAUCAAUGGCUUUACGUAUUCAGGGGGCCUCCUUCGUCAUGAGCGCGAGGUGCACCGCAAGCAUGGUGGUCCCAAAAACCCACUCUACUGUCCACAUAAGGGCUGUAAACGCCACAAAAACAGCAGCUUUGCGCGCCUAGAGAAUCUCAACGAACAUUUGAGACGUUGCCACACUUCCAGUGGCUUGGAGGCAUCGACACAGAACGACGAGUCAGAUCUCGCCGCUGUUAAUAGCCACCUUGAGGCGCUUCCUGGUGUCGUCUCUCCCCUUCCAGCGCCAAUCCUCCCAGUGGCUGAUUCUCCAGUCCCCUCUGUCAUCAGCCCCACUAUCGGCAUGAAACGAAAUGCCAACGACGAGGAGCUACGCGAGGAGAAUAAACGUCUUCGAUCCGAGAAUCAAGAGCUGAGAAGGAAGAUUGAAGCGGGCUACCUUCAACAGUGUGCUAUGAUGGAGCAGAUCGACUUGUUGGAGAAAGAGAAAGCCGCACUCCUCGGCCAAUCGAAAGAUGGCGACAUUAUCGAUCAAUCAUCUUCUAUAUCUUAA
Xylaria bambusicola is the source of this 969-nucleotide messenger RNA. RefSeq lists its product as uncharacterized. Lineage: Eukaryota; Fungi; Ascomycota; Sordariomycetes; Xylariales; Xylariaceae. Gene Ontology annotation, biological process: regulation of transcription by RNA polymerase II. The record is from RefSeq and is a predicted model, not a curated record. The coding region runs from base 1 to 969 and encodes 322 amino acids. Gene Ontology annotation, cellular component: nucleus. The transcript is spliced from 2 exons.